AUGUCAGUUGAUUUCAAUACAGUUGCUAAAGAGUUCUGUGAGUUUUACUACCGUCAGUUUGACACGGAUAGAACCCAAUUGGGGAACUUGUACAGGGACCAAUCUAUGUUGACCUUUGAGACUUCCCAGUUACAAGGUGCAAGGGAUAUUGUGGAAAAGUUGAUUUCCUUGCCUUUCCAAAAGGUAGCUCACAGAAUUUCUACAUUAGAUGCUCAACCGGGAUCCCCUAGUGGUGAUAUAUUAGUAAUGGUUACAGGAGAAUUGCUUAUCGACGAAGAGCAGAAUGCACAACGUUAUUCCCAAGUAUUCCAUCUUAUUCCCGAUGGAAGUUCUUACUAUGUGUUUAAUGACAUAUUUAGAUUGAACUAUUCUUAA
Molecule: messenger RNA, 375 nt
Organism: Priceomyces carsonii
Lineage: Eukaryota; Fungi; Ascomycota; Pichiomycetes; Serinales; Debaryomycetaceae
Gene: NTF2
Product: Ran GTPase-binding protein
Exons: 2
Coding region: 1-375 (124 amino acids)
Biological process (GO): protein import into nucleus
Cellular component (GO): nuclear pore central transport channel
Molecular function (GO): nuclear import signal receptor activity
Source: RefSeq, a predicted model, not a curated record